CAAGGAUAUGAACUUCCGGGUUUGUUAGCUUGAUUGUUUCGCGCCAAAGCAGAACAGUGACUACGAAGGGGAUGAAACUAUGUGUUAUUGUUUACAAGUUUUGGUCUACAUCAGUUUUUAAUCACGAUACUUUAGUCCUAGGAUAACAUCAGACUUAUUUAUAGGACUGCAGGUGGCACUUUUUUUUUUAACCGAAAAUUGGACAUUACGAAAUCCUAACCUGCUACAAAUACAGACGGUGUCACAUUUGAAGCAAGGAUGUCAAAAGAAAUCAAUGAGAAAUUUUUUGUCAAGUUUGUGCUGGAAAAAGAAAACCAAUUCUCUGAGUUUGCAACAAAGGCUUAUGAGGCAAUUCGGGAAUUGCAGUCUGAAGAAUGUCUCCAGAAAAUGGAUGAAGAUGAAGCACUUAAUUUAAAACAGAAUGAUAAAUCAUUGUAUAUAUUUGAGUCUUUUGGUGGACCUGCCUUUAACCAUCUUGUAAAGAUAGGAUGCAGAAUUGUUAGCCCACUGGUGGUUCUCUUCUGCCUACAACAUCAGCGCUGCGUUCCUAAAGCAGAGCACCCUGUCUAUAAUAUGACAAUGGCAGAUGUCACUAUUUCUUGUACUAGUCUAGAAAAGGAAGCACGGGAUGAAAUCAGUGAGCUAGUACAGUUAAUGGGAGGUCGUCUGUAUCGAGAUCUGAAUGUUUCUGUUACUCAUCUUAUUGCUGGUGAAGUUGGAAGCAAAAAGUACUUAGUUGCUGGUACACUGGGGAAACCAAUUCUGUUGCAGUCUUGGGUAAAAACACUCUGGGAGAAAUCACAGAACUGCCUUUUCAGAUAUUCUGACCUCAGCAUGGAUGAGUACCUUUGCCCAAUAUUUCAGGGUUGUUCCAUAUGUGUAACAGGACUGACCAACAUAGAAAGAAAAGAAGUGCAGAAACUUACUGAGAAGCAUGGCGGUCAGUAUACAGGGCAGCUGAAGAUGAAUGAAUGCACUCAUCUCAUAGUUCAGGAGCCUAAAGGUCAGAAGUAUGAAUGUGCCCUAAAAUGGAAUGUUUACUGUGUGUCCAUCCACUGGUUUUUCAACAGCAUUGACAAGGGUUUUUGCCAGGAUGAGUCAAUGUACAAAGUUGAGCCAUCAGAGAAGAAGCAGAGACCAAAUACAUCAACACCUACAGGAAGUGGAACAAAACAAAAUGGAUCUGUCUUAGGCAUGAGCCACAUUUCCAAUAUCAGUGUGAGUUGUAUUAGUGAGUCUGUUACAGCUAGCCGUCUAGAGAAUGAAGGAGAGCAACUGGACACACUUGACAUUAGUUCUUUUAAUGCUCCUGAUGACCUUUUGGAUGGCUGCAAAAUCUAUUUAAGUGGAUUUGCUGGCAAAAAACAUGAUAAGCUAAGGAGAUUGAUUAAUGCUGGUGGUGGUGUACGAUUUAAUCAUCUUAAUGAAGAUGUUACCCAUAUUAUCAUGGCAGAGGAGAGUGAAGAAGUAAAGCAGUUUUUAAGUAGAGUGUCCCACAGACCACAUGUAGUAACAGUAAAAUGGUUAAUACAAAGCUUCAAGCAAAUGUGUCUCCUUCCAGAAGAAAAAUUCCUCCUUCCUGAGUACUUGCCUCAUGAAACUUCCACUCUUGAAGCCUCAAAUCGCGAGUUGACUUCUCAGCGUCCCGUGGAAUUAAAAACAUUGGCAGAUGAUAGUAUAAGCAUGCAGACAGCAGGAGAUGAGGACUUGUUGUCUCAGUAUGCAAGUGAUUACCCUAAAGGUCCAACCAAAGAACAGCAUAAUUUUGAAACUGGUUAUAACAAAACAGGGGCCAUCACAAUGAUGCAGCUGGAGUCCACAAGUAACACCACUAUGACUGGAGAGUAUUCCACAAUGAUAGAAGAAAGAGGCCUCUUUGGUGGGAAACAUUUCCUUCUGAGAGGCUUCAGUGUGGAAGAUGAAAUUUGUAUGACGGCUCUCGUAAAAGAGAAUGGUGGAAAAAUUGUCGGGAAUCGUAGUAGAACUGUAGCAGAUUAUGCUGUGGUACCACUCCUGGGCUGUGAAGUAGAUUCAACUGUUGGUGAUGUUGUUACUAAUGCAUGGCUGGCCAUGUGUGUGGAACAGCAGCAACUGUUAGAUCUUCGCAGUAAUCCUAUGUUUUUUCCAGUGCAAGUAGUGGAAAAUUGCACACCACUUAAGGAGUGUGUCUUAUCUGUCAGUCAGUUUGCAGGCAUGGAAAGAGAUUCAUUGGUUUAUCUGUCGGAGCUUCUUGGAGCUAAAGUACAAGAGUUCUUUGUCCGGAAAGCAAACAAUCGAAAAGGCAUGUUGGCUAGCACCCACCUGGUUUUGAAGGAACCAGAAGGAUCAAAGUAUGAGGCUGCAAAAAAAUGGAAACUUCCAGCUGUGACGUUAGGCUGGAUUUUAGAAUCUGCCCGUACUGGCAAAAGAGCAAAUGAGAACAAAUUUCUGGUGGAAAAUGUCAUUUCAUCAGAAAAGGAGGAGAGCUAUGUUGGUAGCACACAACCUUUGGAAGAAGACAAAAUAACCAUGCGAUCUCCUGAAUUACCCAUUUGCCGACCCAACACACUCAAAAGCACUGUAGUGACUCCAUUGGAUAUGAAUCGGUUUCAGAGUAAAGCAUUCCACUCAGUCAUUUCUCGUCCUGCUGGUGGAAAGACCCCAACUGAAAGCAGAGUAUUGCAGAAGGAGCCAUCUCUUCAGCUUGACACUCCUUCUAGAUUCUUGUGUCGAGAUCAGCUCUUCAAACCCUCAUUUGAUGUUAAGGAAGCCCUUGCUGCUCUUGAGACACCUAGAGGACUUGGACAGCAGAGCAGGAAAAUAGGUACGCCACUGUCCGAGGUGAUUGGUAGAAACCUCAAGGUAGCAUUAGCCAAUAGCACACGUAACAACAUGGCAGCAGUUACUGCAAGUCCACAAUUGGCAACUUCUGAGAUAAAAGAGAAAGAGGAGAAGAAGCCACUAACUGGUGUUGUUAUUUGUGUAAGCAAGAAACUCAGCAAAAAACAAAGUGAACUAAAUGCAAUCGCUGCAUCUCUAGGUGCAGAUUACAGGUGGGCCUAUGAUGACACUGUAACACACUUCAUCUACCAGGGCCGCCAGAAUGACUCAAGCCGCGAGUACAAAGCUAUCAAAGACAAAGGAGUACAUAUUGUUUCUGAGCACUGGAUUUUAACAUGCGCUGAGGAGCAGAGGUUGGUACCAGAGUCCUUGUAUCCUUACACUUUUAAUCCCAAGAUGAGUCUGACUCUGAGCCAAGUGGAACCCUGCAAGGUUUUAACUAGAAGUCAACACUGUGUUCAGCAUAAAAUGGAUAAUUCAGAACUGGAUGAAGAUAAUGAGGAGUAUAAGACAAAAAGUCUUCUUAGUAAUAGACUUUCUGCAGAUCUUACAGAAGCAUUAGAGAUACGAGAGAAUCUCCAACGACAACUUCAGGAGAUAAUGUCUGCAACAACUUUACCCAAGGGUCGUCGUUCUUCUCUGGCUUUGACUUCUGUGGAUAAUUCAUCACGAACUCCAGACGGUGUGAGCCGAUCUAGUUUAAAUGGUCGCAGUAGGGUUUUGGAAGCUUUCAGACAAUCUCGUCAGACUGUCUUGGAAAAUACAGAGCCCUCACAGAAUGAGCAGAUUAUUUGGGAUGACCCUACAGCCAGAGAAGAGAGAGCAAGAUUAGCCAACAACCUACAGUGGCCUGGUAGCCCAUCCCAGCAUUCUGAGCCUAUGCCUCUCCUGAAACCGGAAGAUGAUCUCCAUCAGUAUAAAGACUUGCUGACUGAUUCUGAGUUGGCAGAAAUUCAAGUCUCUGAUCAGAAUGAGACCGAAAAUAAAGCUGCAAAGGCUCAAAGAGAGGAGCUUGAUGGAUCAAUCUCAAAAGAGCAUGUUCUCCUUACUCCACAGGCUCCCAGUAUUGCAUUUCCUCUAGCAAAUCCUCCUGUUGCUCCACAGCCAAAGGAUCAGACAGAAGAAGAGAAUCAAGAAGAAGAAAUUUUUCAGCCAAGGUUUCAACUUUCUUCUCUCAAUCCACAAGAAAGGAUUAGUUACUGUCAUCUAAUUGAAGAACUUGGAGGAAUUGUGUUAGAAAAGCAAUGCUUUGAUCCAAGUUGUACCCACAUUAUUGUGGGUCAACCAAUGAGGAAUGAGAAGUACCUGGCUGCAAUGGCAGCAGGGAAGUGGAUUCUGCAUCGGUCAUACCUGGAGGCCUGUAGAGCAGUAGGACAUUUUAUUGAGGAGAAUGACUAUGAAUGGGGUAGCAGCUGUAUACUUGAUGCCCUCUCUGGAAUCAAUAUUCAGCAGAGGAGACUGGCACUUGCUGCAAUGCGAUGGAGAAAGUGCCUCCAAAGCAGAAACAUUAAUGGAAGUAAUGAAGAGGGAGCCUUUAGUGGCUGGAAGGUUAUUUUAAUUGUUGAUCAAGCCAAAGAAGCAGGAUUCAGGCGACUUCUGCAAUCUGGUGGAGCCAAGGUGUUUCCCGCUUACUCACCUUCAUUGUGUAAAGAGGCCACACAUCUUUUUGCUGAUUUCAGUAAGAUAAAGCCAGAUGAUCCCAUGACUAUUGUAGCUGAAGCUGUUGAACAUAAAGUAAGCUGUCUUAAGCCAGAGUAUAUUGCUGACUUUCUUAUGCAGGAACCGGUGCCACCUGUAGAAAACUACUUUCUUCCAGAAGCUCUGGAGUUCAUACAGAUUGGAGGAGAGUCCAGCAAAGGCACGACCACUCGCAAACGAAAGGGGUCUGGAGAUAUUUUAAUUAUAAAAAAGUCCAGAAUGAAUUAAUUUUUUAAAUUUUUAGAUUUAAUAUGUACACCAUUAUUUACUGGGUAGGAUAUGUAUAAAAUUAAUGUAAAAUGUAUUUAUAUUUGUAAUAUUUUGUGUAGAAAAUA
Erpetoichthys calabaricus (reedfish) is the source of this 4853-nucleotide messenger RNA. RefSeq names its product DNA topoisomerase II binding protein 1 (gene topbp1). Gene Ontology annotation, biological process: DNA replication initiation; mitotic G2 DNA damage checkpoint signaling; mitotic DNA replication checkpoint signaling. Bases 259 to 4746 code for a protein of 1495 amino acids. NCBI's taxonomy places the organism in Eukaryota, Metazoa, Chordata, Cladistia, Polypteriformes, Polypteridae. The record is from RefSeq and is a predicted model, not a curated record. The transcript has 27 exons.